Messenger RNA from Erigeron canadensis, 1562 nucleotides. Its product is annotated as pre-mRNA splicing factor SR-like 1. The coding region runs from base 180 to 1376 and encodes 398 amino acids. NCBI's taxonomy places the organism in Eukaryota, Viridiplantae, Streptophyta, Magnoliopsida, Asterales, Asteraceae. The transcript has 5 exons. Gene Ontology annotation, cellular component: precatalytic spliceosome. The record is from RefSeq and is a predicted model, not a curated record.
AUUUUUUUAGAUUUGGGGGUCUAGGGUUUGUCUCAAAAAAUUAAAACCCUAAAUUCUUUUCGCAAAAUCGCCUCAAUUUCUCACAUAUUCGUCUUCAUAAUCCCAAAGGUGUAAAAGCUGUUGAAUUUGUUAACUGAAAGUAUAGCUAUAGAUACAAAAAGUAGGUUGGAUUAACUGUAAUGGAGAUACCGAUAAAGCCGAUAGAUCAAUUAUUGGAGAGGGUACUUUGUAUGAACAUACUUUCGUCUGAUUAUUUUAAAGAGCUUUAUCGGUUUAAGACGUAUCAUGAAGUUGUUGAUGAGAUAUAUAAUCAAGUUGAUCAUGUUGAGCCUUGGAUGACUGGGAAUUGUCGCGGCCCGUCUACUGCGUUUUGUUUGCUGUAUAAGUUUUUUACGAUGAAGCUUACGGUUAAGCAAAUGCACGGUUUGUUGAAGCACACGGAUUCUCCAUACAUUAGAGCGGUUGGAUUUCUAUACUUGAGAUAUGCUGCAGAUCCGAAGUCAUUGUGGGGCUGGUUUGAACCAUAUAUCAAGGAUGAUGAGGAGUUCUCACCUGGAUCUAAUGGUAGGAUGACAACUAUGGGAGUAUAUGUGCGGGACCUACUUCUUGGCCAGUACUACUUCGAUACACUCUUUCCUCGUAUUCCUGUUCCUGUAAUGAGGUCAAUAACAGCAAACCUCGAAAAGCUGAAACUCCCCACUAAACAUUGUGGAGUAACGGGGGAAUCCACCCGUGGAUCUGAUGACAUGGCACGUCGACCUCCAUCUGUUAAAGCUGCUCUUUCGGUUUCUUUUGGUCAGCGAGCCCCUCAUCGUGCAUCCACACGGGAUUCCUCCCCUGUUCGCCGUACUCUCCCGCCACCACCUUCCUAUGACCGAAAGGAUGGUGAAGAUUCCCGUAGAUCUCCGUCCCGCCACCGUAGCCAAAGCCGUGAUCUACCCGACCGUGAUUAUUCUGAUCGAGGCAGAGAUCGAGGACAAGACCGAGACCGUGACCAUGGAAGGGAUAGGAAUAGGGAUAGGGAUAGAGAAAGAGAUAGAGAUAGAGACAGGUAUAGGGACAGGAGACAUGACUAUGAUCGAAGGUCCAGGGAAACUACAAGCUAUAGAGACCACCAUAGAGAAUCGAGUUCUCGAAGAAGUCGUAGCAGGAGCAGAAGUAGAAGCAGAAGCCGAAGUGUGCGUGUGGAUCAUCAACCGAGUCCAAACAGGGAAGAAACAAAAGAUAGAACAUCUGCUUCUAGUAAUCUAGCCAAACUAAAAGACAUGUAUGGCGACUUGACCACUGACAAGGGUGAUGCAACAGACGGUAGGGCUCCUGGUAGGAAUAAUGGGGCUGAAGAGGUCAUUCGGCUUGGUGGUUCUUCUUGGAGGUAAUCAUGGACUGCUCAUCUUGUCGUCAAAACAUAUGUAUAUGCCAUGAAUGGAUGUAUGGCAUAUGGUAAAAGAGAAGUUAAUUUACUACAAUGAUAUAUGUUGCUCUCUUUGAGGUUAAAUUGUUCACUGUGUACUGUAUCACUGAUUAGCUUAUCAAAUUUUUACUUUUGCAUCUUUUUGAGCUUU